GAUUUUUAAAGAUCAAAUCAGGAUUCUGCGUCUGUAUGGUGCACACAUCACCUUACAAUCCCCGUUUCGACGCUCUUAAUGCGCAGCCUUGACGUCGACGCACGGGUAUAAGAGGAGCGCCCAGGCUGUGAGGUGGAGAUCUUGGAGAGUAGAGGCGCACACAGCUACAACAGAGCGCACAGGCACAGCUGACCAGCUGCUCCUCUUCCAACUGGAUAAAAAACACAAGAACAACCUCAAUUCUUCUUUUUGUAACGCUUUAACUCUCUUUCCACUUCUUGCGUUUAGUCCGACCCCUCACCUUCCUAAUAAUUAACUUCCUUUAGAUACAUUUUUACGCGCAAGUUUUCAGCACCACAAUCAGAGCCGGCAGUGGCCGCAGCAUGGAGCCGUACACGGUCCCGGGAGCUCAGCUCUCCCUGUCCGACCUCUACUCCGUCAUCCCUUAUAAUGUCACCUUCCCGGACGAUGAGAGCAGCUUGAUGGGGGACAGGCUGCUGAACUCCACCGAGCAGCAGCAGCAGCAGGGUCCGGUGAGGAGCACCGCGGGUAUAAUCAUAGCCAUAUCCAUCACGGCGCUCUACUCGGUCAUUUGCGUGGUGGGACUUCUGGGCAACGUCCUCGUCAUGUACGGGGUGGUCAGAUACACCAAGAUGAAGACGGCCACAAACAUCUACAUCUUCAACUUGGCUCUUGCAGACGCUUUGGCCACCAGUACGCUGCCCUUCCAGAGCGCCAAAUACCUCAUGAACACCUGGCCGUUUGGGGAAGUCCUGUGCAAGCUCAUUAUUGCCAUCGACUACUACAACAUGUUCACAAGCAUCUUCACCCUUACCAUGAUGAGUGUGGAUCGCUACAUCGCCGUGUGCCACCCCGUGAGGGCGCUGGAGUUUCGGACGCCGGUCAAGGCUAAGUUCAUCAACGUGCUCAUCUGGGUUCUAUCCUCUGCGAUUGGGGUGCCAAUUAUGAUCAUGGCUGUGACCAAAGUGACGGAUAGUGGUAAAACCAUGUGCAUGCUGAAGUUCCCUGACCCUGACUGGUACUGGGACACAGUGACAAAGAUCUGUGUCUUCAUCUUUGCAUUUGUGGUUCCUGUGAUGGUCAUCACCAUAUGUUACGGCCUGAUGAUCCUGCGUCUGAGGAGUGUUCGUCUGCUCUCAGGCUCCAAGGAGAAAGACCGCAACAUGCGCCGCAUCACCCGCAUGGUCCUGGUGGUGGUGGCAGCCUUCAUCAUCUGCUGGACCCCCAUCCACAUCUUUAUUAUUGUGAAGACCAUGGUGGACAUUGACACCAGGAACCCUUUCGUCAUAGCCAGCUGGCACCUGUGCAUCGCCUUGGGCUACACCAACAGCAGCCUCAACCCUGUCCUCUAUGCAUUUUUGGAUGAAAAUUUCAAGAGAUGCUUCAGGGAUUUCUGCCUUCCCUGUCGGACACGGGUGGAGCAGAACAUUCUGUCCAGAGACCGCAACAACACUCGGGAGCCGGUGUCAGUCUGCGCUCCAACAGAAGCAGGGAAGAAGCCGGCAUGACUAGGCAUGGACUGGGUCCCCCACAGCUCUCGCUCAAGGAGGAUCCAGCAAGAUCUGCAAUCUGAGGUCACUCAAAUAUCCACAACAGAAUUUUAAGAGAUAUUUCGGAGAAAAAGAUUUAAUAUAUAUCUAUUCUCUCCAAUUUGGCUGACAUAUUGGACAUUCAAAGGAAUAGCUAAAGAUAAUGGAAAAUAAGUUUCACUCUGAUCUUAGGUUUCUACUAAAGUUCUGAUAACGGAGUGGAAUCUUUAUUCGACGGAAAUAUAACAACUUACAAAGACAGUAGAUGGUGCGAUAGCCCGAAGAAAAUUUCAAAGCAAGAUUAUGGAAUAAGAUCCCCAGCGCAUGAUUUGUUUGCCCAAAGGAUGAGAGUGCAAACGUGUACAGGACUUUUUGAAAAAAAGAAAACACAGACAGGCUUGUAUCUUGUCAAGAAAAGAAAACAUCAUUAAGAUACCAUCUUUCAGAGUGCAUUGUCAUAAAAGAGGGUGGAACAAAGGACAGCAGUGUGAAACUUUGUCCUCUGUCUUAAUGCUUUUCUUCAGAUUUUGCUGAUUGCAGAAUAUUUAAAAGGCAAAAAAAA
Molecule: messenger RNA, 2112 nt
Organism: Larimichthys crocea (large yellow croaker)
Lineage: Eukaryota; Metazoa; Chordata; Actinopteri; Sciaenidae
Gene: oprd1a
Product: opioid receptor, delta 1a
Exons: 3
Coding region: 384-1529 (381 amino acids)
Biological process (GO): G protein-coupled opioid receptor signaling pathway; neuropeptide signaling pathway
Cellular component (GO): plasma membrane; neuron projection
Molecular function (GO): G protein-coupled enkephalin receptor activity; neuropeptide binding
Source: RefSeq, a predicted model, not a curated record